AUCCAGAACACGCACGUGGCGAACUUGCGGUGAAGGCAGUUUGGCCCGAAGAUUUUUCAGCGGCUGGACAACGUCUAGGUUUUCCGAGCAGUUUGGAGUGACCCUGGCGCCAUGAGCGAGAAGAUGGAUUACGAGGUUGAGGUGAAAAAUACUUUCCUCAAUUUUUUCAUCGAGGAAGAUCGCAGCCCGUGCACUAAGACCUGGUCGCUGGGGGACCUGCGACCAAAUCCAAGAAGCUCCAGAGACCGCGAAGGCAAGUCCACUCCUGCUGGUGACGUGAAUCCAGUUCCGCCCAGUCUGGCAAAGCAUCCUCUGAAGUGCAAGCCAUGCGUUUACUUUGCCAGCUCCACAGGGUGUGAUUGGUCUUUGUGUAGUUUUUGUCACUUGAAUCACACUGGCAGCGGACGGCGGCCGCGCAAGCAGAUACGAGAUGCUUACAAGGACGCGCUGAAGUGCAUCGUCGAGAAGCAAGGUGAUCCCAUCGACCGUCGUUUGGCACUUCAAGCUCUUGCAGCCCAAGACAACUAUGUUCGGUUGCUGAUCAUUGGGCAUCUUGAUCAAGAAGCACUUGAUCUGCGGGCCCAAGCACAAUUCUGAGAAGCUUUGCAGGAUGGUCUUUCAAGGGACACCUCAUGGCACAUCCGCACAGCCAGCUGCAUCUCAGGACAGCUUCAAAGUUGGUCAAGAGCGGAACUCUAGCAGGGUCAAGUUUGGACGAUGGCAGCAGGGUAAAUUCUCUCAUUUGUUCCAC
This is a messenger RNA of Durusdinium trenchii, 751 nucleotides long. Lineage: Eukaryota; Dinophyceae; Suessiales; Symbiodiniaceae. The record is from the annotation of a GenBank genome assembly.